This is a messenger RNA of Onthophagus taurus, 1351 nucleotides long. Its product is annotated as peptidoglycan-recognition protein 2. NCBI's taxonomy places the organism in Eukaryota, Metazoa, Arthropoda, Insecta, Coleoptera, Scarabaeidae. Gene Ontology annotation, biological process: peptidoglycan catabolic process. The record is from RefSeq and is a predicted model, not a curated record. Gene Ontology annotation, molecular function: N-acetylmuramoyl-L-alanine amidase activity; zinc ion binding.
AAUCUGUCAAGAUCAAAACACUCUCUGCUCCAUAUUUAUAUGACUAAUGCAAAACCAUUAAGUACAAAUACGUUAAAAUUUUAUAAUCUAUAAAAUACUGGCUGUAGUCCAGUAUAGUUGAUGUUCCGCGUCACCGUUUCAUAUUUUGGUUUUCAUCGUCAAUAAAUUUAUAUUUGAAAAAUGUGUUAAAAAAUGAAAGAAAUCACCACGAUCGUCAAUGGACGAAGUCAUUUCAAAUUUACCGCCGUUUACGAUAUCAGAAAUAAAUGACGCUAUUUCCCGAGCAAGUCGAGAUGGAAGUACGAUUUCUUUGGUUUCGUCAACUUCAAGCGAAGAUGACGCUAUUAUAAAUUGUUUUACCGGCGAAGAUGUUCAACCUACCAUAAAUAUUAUCAAUUCCAGUGAUGUGGUUAUUGGAUCGGUUACUCAAUUUCAUGGACCAGUUACCAUCGUACAACAUACACCCGGAAGUGAAAACGAUCUAACAGCUAUUACUAAUUUAGAUGAUUCAAAAAAAGCAAAUUUGGUUACAACUGAAGGUAUAGAUCCAGCUAUAAAACCACCGGUGCAAUUAAAUUGUAUAUCAUCAAGAUUAAUAAUAAGGAUAAUUUUCGUAACAAUAGCAUUAAUAGCGAUAUCUUUAACAUUAAUUUUUACAACUGUUCCAAACCUAUCGGAUGAAUCGGAUGAUGAUGACAAGAACCCCGAUGGGCUUAGCACACAUAAUAUAACCGGACACGAAUAUUAUACAAGGGCGCAAUGGGGUGGAAGAGCACCUUUAUGGAUUAAUGAAAUUGAAGGUCAAGUUCGUUGGGUUAUAAUUUCACACACAGUAACAUCGCAAUGUAAAACAUUCGGUGAAUGUUCAAAAUUAAUGCGAGCAAUGCAAGAUAUGCACGUAAACGAUGGUAGUCCAAAUAUAGGUUACAAUUUCGUAAUUGGAGGUGAUGCCAACGUUUAUGAAGGUCGCGGAUGGUUCGCACAAAACUUUCAUAUUUUUGAUAAAAACAGUUUAGCAAUAUCUUUUAUUGGAAAUUACGUUUACGAUGAAGUAACAAACAAUAUGAUUGAUGUAUUCAUUAAAAUGCUUGAUUUAGGUGUUGAAUUGAAAGUUUUACAUCCAAAUUAUCGAUUGAUAGCCCACAAUCAAACGUUGGUAACACUCAGCCCCGGUGCUAACAUUUACAAAUUGCUCAAGAAGAUGUCCAAUUUUUACGUGGAUUUGAGACCUCGUGAUGCAAUAAUGCUUGAUGGUAACAAUUGAUUUUUUUUUUGGUUUGUUGAGUUUGUGAUAUACAUUUUAAUUCCUAUUUUUUUUUCAAAAGACAUGUAAAAUUUUUAGAUUUAUUAU